Molecule: messenger RNA, 846 nt
Organism: Ilyonectria robusta
Lineage: Eukaryota; Fungi; Ascomycota; Sordariomycetes; Hypocreales; Nectriaceae
Product: S-adenosyl-L-methionine-dependent methyltransferase
Exons: 3
Coding region: 1-846 (281 amino acids)
Source: RefSeq, a predicted model, not a curated record
AUGGUCUCCUUCGCCACGCUCCAGGACCUCGUGAACCACCUGAUCGAUCCAUGGCUCUUCAUGCGCAUCACCCUCCGCUUCUGGCCCGGCACUGUCAGUCAGCUGCUCUCGAAAUCCGAUUACCGCACGCUCCUGUCCCCCUCGGAAUUCGGCGACGUCUGGUUCGGCAAUUUCUGGGCCUUCGUCGGUCCUCAGGUCAAAACCAGCGCUGAGCGGCGCGUCGUGCCCCUCCUCGAGGGUCGAGUUCGCGACGGUGAAGUUUGCAACGAAGUAGUCGGUGAGCCUAUCGAGGGUAUUGUCCUGGAGAUUGGUGCCGGCACUGGUAUGUGGGCAGAUGUGUUUGCCAAAGGCGCUGGACUAAAGCGUGUGUACGGCAUUGAACCGAAUCCUCAGUCGGCAGCAAUGUUGCGACAGCGAGUUCAAGAUAUCGGCCUCGAUGGCAUAUACGAAGUCGUCCCCGUGGGCAUCGAGGACCUCAACGAUCCGACAGCGUGGGCAGGCCGCAUCGAGCCUGGCAGCGUCGACUGUAUCGUGACGAUUUUGUGCCUGUGCAGCAUCCCGGAGCCGGAGAAGAACAUUCGCCUCCUGUACGAUUGCCUCAAGAAGGGUGGUCGAUGGUACGCCUACGAGCAUGUGCAGGUUGAGCGUGGAGGCGUCCUUCUCUGGAUGUAUCAGUGGUUCACCAGCCUUGUCUGGUCGAAUGUGAUGGGCUCAUGCCGGAUCUGUCGAGCCACCGGCAAAUCCCUAAGAAAUGCUGGGCCUUGGGAGAAGAUUGAUCUAGCGCAGCCCCCAGACGAGCCGGCUUACCAGGUACUUCCUCACAUUUUCGGAACGUUGACGAAGUGA